Molecule: messenger RNA, 219 nt
Organism: Plenodomus lingam JN3
Lineage: Eukaryota; Fungi; Ascomycota; Dothideomycetes; Pleosporales; Leptosphaeriaceae
Source: RefSeq, a predicted model, not a curated record
AUGCACGUCUUUGGCAAGACCUUUCCAGGAAAGAUGCAGCACAUUGCCUGGCCAGAUCAUAUCGUUGGUAUAGACAAAGAAGUCGGUUUCAAAAUUAAGGAAAGCGUCAAAGAAGCGGUCAAGGGUCAAAUAGGAGAGAGCAUGAAGAAAGUAGCCGAGCGCGUAGACAAUGGAGAGGUGCAUAAGUGGAGGCAGGAAAUUGGAAAGAGACUGGGCUAA